This is a messenger RNA of Hibiscus syriacus, 984 nucleotides long. RefSeq names its product transcription factor MYB83-like. The record is from RefSeq and is a predicted model, not a curated record. The transcript has 2 exons. Lineage: Eukaryota; Viridiplantae; Streptophyta; Magnoliopsida; Malvales; Malvaceae. Bases 1 to 894 code for a protein of 297 amino acids.
AUGAGGAGGACUGAUCCAUCAGCAAAGGUCAGCAGUGGUGGUGGUGCUAAUAAGCUUAGGAAAGGGUUGUGGUCGCCAGAGGAAGACGAUAAGCUCAUCAACUAUAUGUUGAGCAAUGGGCAGGGGUGUUGGAGUGAAGUGGCUAGGAGUGCUGGCCUGCAAAGGUGUGGGAAGAGCUGCCGGCUCCGUUGGAUCAAUUAUUUGAGACCUGAUCUCAAACGAGGAGCCUUUUCUCCACAAGAAGAAGAGCUUAUUGUUCAUUUGCAUUCCAUUCUUGGCAACAGGUGGUCCCAAAUAGCGGCUCGUCUACCUGGUCGUACCGACAAUGAAAUAAAGAACUUUUGGAAUUCGACAAUAAAGAAGAGGCUAAAGAAUUUGUCAUCCACACCCGAUACCAUGUCAAUGCAAGAACAAUGCAUGUUGCCUAUGUACAUGGAUUUACCAUCAACCUCGUCCAAUUCUUCCUUUCAAUCCAAGGUCCUGAACCAUGCCACGACCGGCAACUCUUUAGCAAUGCUCGAGCAUGGACUCGACGUAUUCGGGGCGACCGGAUACAUCAAUCCAGCCUCACGUGCCACAGAGAUUACGAUAAAUGGAGACGGCUUUUGCGGCGAAAACGAGAUGUCAGGCAGUGUUGACUAUGUCCCUCCUUUGGAAAGCAUUGGAGAAAAGAACCGUAAAACCGAACAUACAGUUGACGUAUGGAACAGCAACAACACUUUCAAUGUCAUAAGCAGUAGUAAUAGUAGAGACAACGUUAGCAAAUCCGAAAACAUAGGCAACGCGGCUGUUGGGGAUUUUUGGAUAGGAGAAGAGCUACAAGUUGGAGAAUGGGACUUUGAGGACUUGCUGAAAGAUGUUUCUUCCUUCCCUUUUCUUGAUUUCCAAAGCUGAUAUGUAUAUAUAUAUAUAUAUAUCCUACUCAUACAAUCCACUUCUUUACUGGAAAAAAAAUAAACACAAAAAGAGCAUGUUUUUGGGGUU